Messenger RNA from Sinocyclocheilus grahami, 4114 nucleotides. RefSeq names its product integrin alpha-V-like. The record is from RefSeq and is a predicted model, not a curated record. Gene Ontology annotation, biological process: cell-matrix adhesion; integrin-mediated signaling pathway; cell-cell adhesion. The coding region runs from base 286 to 3240 and encodes 984 amino acids. Gene Ontology annotation, molecular function: integrin binding. Gene Ontology annotation, cellular component: integrin complex; external side of plasma membrane. The transcript is spliced from 25 exons. Lineage: Eukaryota; Metazoa; Chordata; Actinopteri; Cypriniformes; Cyprinidae.
UACGUCUAUUUUCACUUCCUGUACAGUGGGACAUCCCGCAGCUGCAUCCGAGCAGGACUACAACAGUCCUGUGUCCUACUUUCAGACUAUUGCUUCCAUUUUAUACCUUAGGCUGGAAACGAAUGUACGGACAUCUCGGCUGAAUAGUGCAUUAGUGUGAGUGUUGCAGUGAUUGUGUUGUUAUGGAGUGCGGAAUCAGUGGCGAUCAUAUGUGCUGCUGAUCCAGACGUCCUCCCACAAACAGCGCGAUCUCAUCUGCUCUCACACCGCACUGAGAUACAAACCAUGGCCAAACAUCUCAUCUGCUGUUGGAUUCGGGCUCUAGUGGCUCUUUUCUAUUUUGAACAAGCACUUUCUUUUAAUCUGGACAUUAGCAAACCCACAGUUUUCGCUGGACCUCCAGGAAGUUACUUUGGAUUUUCCGUGGCUUUCUUCAAUCCUGACAACAAACAGUUAAACAUACUGGUCGGUGCACCCAGGGCGAACACAUCUGAUCAAACCCCAUCAACAGUCACUGAGAGGGGCGCUGUCUUCAACUGUCCCUGGCACAAAAGUGGCUCAUGCACCCAGAUUGAGUUUGACAGCACUGAUGACAGGAAGAAUUCCAAUGGACAGCAAAUGGAGUUCAAGUCAAAUCAAUGGUUUGGGGCCACUGUGCGUUCCUCUGGGGACCAUAUUCUGGCAUGUGCUCCUCUCUACCAGUGGAGCACGUAUGGAUUAUCAGAGAGAGAACCUGUUGGGACUUGUUACCUGAAGAAAGGCAAUAACAUUGUGGAAUAUUCACCCUGCCGCUCUAACUCAAACUCACCUGAGGGACAAGGAUUUUGUCAAGCAGGUUUCAGUGCUGACUUUGUGAAGCUGAUCUCAGAUGACAUCACUGAGGUCAUCAGCAGAUACAAUAAGGAGUUUUUUACUCCUUACGGUAACCAGUUAUCAACCAAGUCAGCCGGAGCUCAGUAUGAUGACAGUUAUUUGGGCAGGGGUUCUUCACUGAUGUUCACGUGGAUUCAUGGAGCGAAGCUUCUGCUGCUUGUGAAGCUCUCAGUGAUGAGGACGCGUCCAUCUGGCUGCUCUGUCUCCAGCAGUGAAGGUCAGCUGAGCGUCUCCCACAGGCACUGCUUGAUCUUCAGCCCCAGCUCAAGGCUCAGCCGUGGAUGGAGACGGGAUCUUCCUGCUGACACAGAGACCCCAGACACUCGUCCACUGAAGAGACUGAGGCUGAUGGACGGAUGUCAGGAAAGACCGCAGUUGUUCAGGUUGCGCUCUUCCAGUCUGUUGGGUCUGAAGAUGGAUUUGUUGGUGGGAGCUCCUCUGUUCAUGGACCGUGGCUCAGAUGGGAAGCUGAGGGAGGUGGGUCAGGUCUAUGUCUACCUAGGCAAAGGUGGCUUCACUUUCAACAAUGUCAUCAAACUCAGUGGUUCUGAGAUCUAUGCUCGAUAUGGAAGCUCCAUCUGCAGCUUGGGAGACCUCAACAUGGAUGGAUAUAAUGAUGUGGCCAUUGCUGCCCCAUAUGGUGGGCAGUUCCACCGUGGCCUGGUGUACAUUCAUAACGGGCGUCCCACAGGGCCCAAUCCUGUGGCCUCUGAGAGCUUUACUGUGAAAUACUGUCUGAAGGCAAAUGGCAAGGGAGCGCCCCCAUCUCUUCAUUUCCAAGUGUAUCUGACCCUGGACCGUCUCAAACACAAGGGAGCCAUCAAACGGGUGCUGUUCCUCCAUAACAAGAUGUCUCAUUAUUCAAAGAACAUGACUGUCUCCAACAGCCAGGGACCGGCCUGCGAGGAGCUUCAGGCUUAUUUAAUAGAUGACUCUGAAUUUAGGGAUAAGAUCACACCCAUUUCUGUUUUUAUGGAGUACAGCUUGAAUUACAAAGCAGCAGCAGAUAAGACCGGCCUGUUGCCCAUCCUUGACCAGUCUACACCUACAAAUGUCACCAAGCAGGCUCACAUUCUCCUGGAUUGUGGUGAAGACAAUAUUUGCAAGCCAGACUUAAAACUGUCUGUUGUGAGUGACCAGAAAGAGAUCUACAUAGGUGACGAUAACCCCCUGACCCUAGAGGUCACAGCAGAGAAUGGAGGAGAGGGGGCAUAUGAGGCCGACCUUACCGUCACCCUACCAUCUCAGGCAGAUUUCAUUGGGGUUGUGCGUAACAGUGAGACAUUGUCUAGACUGUCCUGUGCCUUCAAGAAAGAGAAUCAGACCAGAGUGGUGGUUUGUGAUCUUGGGAACCCAAUGAAAGGAGGAACUAAGAUAAUAGCAGGAUUGCGCUUCAGUGUGCACCAGCUCUCUGAACAGGAUACAGAAGUCAAGUUUGACUUGCAGAUACAGAGCUCAAAUCAGUUCAACAAUACCAGCAAUUUGGUCUCUGUUGUCACAAAGCUUGCUGUGCUGGCCAAAGUGAAAUUAAGAGGGGUGUCUGCGCCAGAGCAGGUGUUUUUACCCAUCGCUAACUGGCAGCCAAAAGAGAAUCCUGUUCUGGAGGAUGAUAUUGGACCUCUUGUACAGCACAUCUAUGAGCUAAGGAACACAGGACCCAGUACUUUCAGUAAGGCCAUUUUAGAUGUGCAGUGGCCAUACAGAUUCAACAAUGGCUCUCUGCUCUACAUCACCAAGUUUGAAGUGGACGGAAACAUGAAUUGCAGCUCAAACAGGGAGCUCAACCCGCUUAAUGUCACUAAUCCCAGAUUUAUUGACAAAAAUGAGACCUCUGCCAGCGGAGACAGAGCUGAGGGGAGGAACAGACACCGCGUCCACCGCAGAGACCUAGAGGACAAACAAGGGGAAGAGAACCUGGAGAUUCUGGAUUGUGGGAAUGCGGAGUGUCAGGAGAUUAAGUGUUGGGUCGGCCGGCUGGAGAAAGGCCAGAGUGCCAUUCUAUUUAUUUACUCCAGACUCGCCGUGAGCACGUUUCUCAAGGCUGAAAGUCAAAACAAAUCGUACAAUGUUCGCUCCUCAGCAUCCUUCAGUGUCAUAGAGAUGCCAUAUAAAAAUCUGUAUUCUGAGCUCCCAGCCAGCACAACAUCGGCCUCUCUGAAGGUGAUCUGGAAUUCAGAGAACCCUCAGCCUGUCCCAGGAUGGGUGGUGGCUCUGGCUGUCCUGGCCGGACUUCUGCUCCUGGCUCUGCUCAUCUUUGUCAUGUAUAAGUUGGGCUUCUUUAAACGUGUGCGGCCACCCCAGGACGACAGCAUAGAGAAAGAGCAGCUUCAGCCUCAGGAGAACGGAGACAGAAACACAGAAGCCUGAGCUGUUCAUCUUCACUAGUCUUUCACAGUUCCAACUCAAUAAUGCCACAGCAGCAGGUGUGUGCCUGAUUUACAGCAGUGCUGAUGAGAGUACAACACAUCCUUCAUCUUUAUUAGCAGGUCAGCCUUUAAUCAUCCAGACAGCCCUGAUGAGUGAGAUGGCUUUCGUCAUUUGAAUGGUACACAGCUGAGGUGGUUUGAAUAACCAUGAUGCUCUGUUAAUAGGACUAAAGCCCUGUGCCAGUCCCGUUUCCCCUGCGCUCUUGUCCUUUUUUAACUGCACUGAGUCUUAAGACGAGAUUUGAUUUUCAGUCGGGUAUAGAGAAUAACACAUUUAAAAUCAUAAUACAUUUCAAAUGGUUUACAAGUAACAAAAAUAAUAAUGGCAAUGAACCAUAAUACAAAAUGAGAUCAUGAUUUUUACAUGUGAGGUAGUUUGGUACAUCAUUAGAUUGCUGGUUCUGCUUCUUCUGUGGGAGAAACUUUUGUUUUAUUGUUUAUCACUGCUCAGUUUCUGCUGUUUGGGGGAUUUCUGUAGGACUUUGGACUUUCAGUUCUUAUCUGUUUUCUUUGCAAUUGUUUCAGCUGUAGGGAUUUGAUUUCUUAUUUGGGGCGUAAGGUGUAUUCUUUUAAGAAAAUAUUCUUAUUUUUGUCUACUGUAAACACAUUAUUUUAGAGCAGGGUUGUGUUUGUGCGUUUAGAGCAUUUGGUUGAAUUUGUAUUAUAAAAAGAAACAAUAAUAUCUUUGCACAGUAGAGCAAUAAAAUGGUAGCAUUUUUGUAUUUUGAAAACUACACCUUAUGGACAGAGCACCUUUAUUAUAAUGUUUUAACUCGCCUUUAGUUUUAAUAUUCCUCUUGGUCAAAAGUAUUUUU